Ipomoea nil (Japanese morning glory) is the source of this 1446-nucleotide messenger RNA. RefSeq lists its product as uncharacterized. Bases 105 to 1208 code for a protein of 367 amino acids. The transcript is spliced from 5 exons. Gene Ontology annotation, molecular function: ubiquitin protein ligase activity. The record is from RefSeq and is a predicted model, not a curated record. Lineage: Eukaryota; Viridiplantae; Streptophyta; Magnoliopsida; Solanales; Convolvulaceae.
UAUGUUUUCCAAGUCACGGAUGUCCAGUCCAUCUCCUCUCAUUUCAUCCAGAAUUUCAACUCUCUCUCUUCUCUCUCUCUCUCUUCUCCCCAGUGCAUACAAACAUGGCCAUGGCGGUUUCAGACACCUCCACAGCUAACAGAUACAGGAGAGCAAGAAACCCGAAACAGAACCAACCCAGUGCUGACACAGAUCCAAAUCCCGAAGCCGUCCACUCCACGCGCUCCAAAUCCACCAUUUCCGCCAUUCUUCUUGCCCCAUUUUCCCCCACCAGCCCCACCCAUGACCCCCCCUCCACCCUCACCCCCAAAAAGAAGAACUUUACCACAUUCAGGGGACUGGGCUGCGCCGCGCCGCCGCAGGUGUCGGUUCCGGCGGUGAUUAGGACCUCCGCCGACUGGGAUUCCAAGAAAGUGAGGAAGAAAAAGCUGCGGAGCAAGAAGAGCAAGCCCAUCAUCAAUUGUGCGGUUCCGGUUAUUAACACUAACAACAAUGGCGGCUCUUCUGCUCUGUCGUCGAGCUGUGUGGCUGUCCCUGAUGUUUGGUGCGCUCCUGGAAUUGGGCUCACCACUGACGCCGCCUCUGUUGAUUGUGUUGUUUCAAGAAGGCCCGUCACGGGGAGAGGGAGAGUUGAUAGCGAUAGACUUCCUUCAAGAGAGAGAUCUGGAUAUACUGUUAGGAGAAUGGUGAUCCCAGAGGACAAUCCAUUUCUUGAAAUUGACUCGGACUUGGAAUUGCCCAGGUCUCGUGUGGAUCAUUUCGUGUCCCGCCAUCACCGCCAUUCUAGAUAUGGUUUUCCUGAAGGACUUGCUGAGAUUGUAAUGCUGCAAAAUAGUUUGAUGGGAGGAAGAUUGGAUGGGCUUGAUCGAUACCGGGAUUUGAGACUUGAUGUUGAUAGCAUGUCAUACGAGGAAUUGUUGGAACUCGGAGAUAGAAUCGGACAUGUGAACACCGGACUGAGAGAAGACGAGAUAGCACGCUGUGUCCAGAAAACCGAGCUGCCUUUUUUAACCAAUCGGCGGUCACACGUGCCAACGGAAAUGGAAAAGAAAUGCAGCGUAUGCCAGGAGGAAUACGAAGCUAAUGACGAGAUGGGGAGGCUCGAAUGUGGACACUUGUACCACAUCGACUGCAUAAAGGAGUGGCUCCUACAGAAAAACGCCUGCCCGAUUUGUAAAUCUGCAGUGCGAUCUCACACCAACGUCUAAUAUGGAUCCCUUUCUAGAUUUGUUAAUCUGUACAGCUUUUAUUCCAGUUGCAAGCGAUGUUAAUUAAUUUUUGAUAUAUCAUCUUGAUUCCUGGAUGCUUGAUGGCAACAAUGGCCUUUUCUAUUUUAAUUUUAUUAUUUUAUUUUAUUUUAUUCUCAUUGCAGUUUGCUCAUAUUGUCUAGAACAAAUUACCAUUGUUCUUGGGUUGCUGUUCUUCUGUAUAACCAUAUUUUUGUAU